AUGUUCAAUCGCUUGGCAUCUCGCCCUGUCUCUUCUCUCUCUCGUCCCCUCGCUCGUAAUUUCUCCCAAACUUCGUCACGCAACAUGAAGGUUUUGGCUAUCUUGUACAAGGGUGGCGACGCAGCUACUCAGGAACCUCGUCUCUUGGGUACCGUCGAGAACCAGCUGGGCCUACGCCAGUGGCUGGAGUCGCAGGGUCAUGAAUUCAUUGUCUCCGACAGCAAGGAGGGCCCCAACAGCGACUUCCAAAAGCACAUCACUGAUGCUGAGGUGCUGAUUACUACACCCUUCCAUCCUGGCUACCUCACUCGUGAUCUCAUCGCAAAGGCCAAGAAUCUCAAGAUCUGUAUCACUGCCGGCGUCGGCUCUGACCACGUCGACCUCAACGCCGCCGUCGAGAAGAAGAUCCAGGUCCUCGAGGUUUCUGGCUCCAACGUCGUCUCCGUCGCUGAGCACGUCGUCAUGAGCAUCCUCCUCCUUGUCCGCAACUUCGUCCCUGCCCAUGAGAUGAUCGAGCGCGGCGACUGGCAGGUGUCUGCGAUCGCCCGUAACGCCUACGACCUCGAGGGCAAGGUCGUUGGCACCAUUGGCGCCGGUCGUAUUGGGUACCGUGUCCUGCAGCGUCUGACGCCCUUCGACUGCAAGGAGCUCCUCUACUUCGACUACGCUGACCUCCCUGAGCAUGCCUCGAAGGCGGUCAAGGCGCGCCGCGUCGAGGACCUCAAGGAGAUGGUCUCGCAGUGCGACAUUGUUACGGUCAACUGCCCGCUGCACGAGGGCACUCGUGGGCUCGUCAACGCAGACCUGCUCAAGCACUUCAAGAAGGGUGCCUGGCUCGUCAACACCGCCCGUGGUGCCAUCUGCGACAAGGACGCCGUCGCCGCGGCCAUCAAGAGCGGUCAGCUCAACGGCUACGCCGGUGACGUCUGGAACGUCCAGCCCGCGCCCGUCGACCACGCCUGGCGCACGAUGAAGAACCCGCUCGGCGGCGGGAACGGCAUGGUGCCCCACUAUUCCGGCACGACGCUCGAUGCGCAGGCCCGCUACGCCGCUGGCACCCGCAGCAUCCUCGAGAACUACCUCACCGGCAAGGCACAGGAGCCGCAAAACAUCAUCGUCGGCCUCGGCAAGUACGAGACCAAGGCUUACGGCCAGCGUUGA
Messenger RNA from Sparassis crispa, 1161 nucleotides. RefSeq names its product Formate dehydrogenase. Gene Ontology annotation, molecular function: formate dehydrogenase (NAD+) activity; NAD binding; oxidoreductase activity, acting on the CH-OH group of donors, NAD or NADP as acceptor. Gene Ontology annotation, cellular component: cytosol. Bases 1 to 1161 code for a protein of 386 amino acids. Lineage: Eukaryota; Fungi; Basidiomycota; Agaricomycetes; Polyporales; Sparassidaceae. The record is from RefSeq and is a predicted model, not a curated record. The transcript has 10 exons.